UCCAAAAGGUCUCAAUGGAUUCAUUGAACCGAACGAAAUUGAGCACGACAUGACAGACGAGGAGCUUCUAUGGAGAGCUUCCUUGGUGCCCAAAACCAGCUCUUUUCCUUACAAUCGCCUGCCUAAGAUUGCAUUCAUGUUCUUGACGAGGGGGCCUCUCCCCUUUAUUCCCCUAUGGGAAAAGUUCUUCCAAGGACACCAUGGCUUGUAUUCAAUCUACGUUCAUGCCGAUCCUUCACACAACGAGUCCGUACCGGUGGAGUCAGUCUUCCAUGGCCGACGAAUUCCAAGCAAGGUAGUGAAAUGGGGAGCACUGAACAUGAUGGAAGCAGAACGCCGUCUCCUCGCAAACGCCCUCCUCGACUUCUCCAACGAACGAUUCAUCCUCCUCUCCGAAUCCUGCGUCCCUCUCUUCAACUUCCCCACCGUCUACUCCUACCUCCUCAACUCCACCACCUCCUUCGUCGAAUCCUACGACAACCCCGCUCCCAACUGCCGCGGCCGCUACAACCCCCAUAUGUUCCCAACCGUCCCCGUCUCCGGCUGGCGCAAAGGCUCCCAAUGGUUCGAACUCAGCCGCCAGCUCGCCGUCCAAGUCAUCGCCGACGACCGCUUCUUCCCCGUCUUCCGGCGCUUUUGCCACCCUCCCUGCUACGUCGACGAGCAUUACCUGCCCACUAUGGUGAGCAUGAGCUUUGGCGAGCUGAAUGCGAAUCGGAGUCUUACGUGGGUGGAUUGGUCGCAUGGAGGGGCUCAUCCGGCGAGGUUUAUUCGUCCGGCGGUGACGCCGGAGCUGUUGCGGUGGAUGAGGGGGGGUUCAAGUUGCAUGUAUAAUGGGAGGAAUACGACCGUUUGCUUUCUUUUUGCGAGGAAGUUUCACCCGAGUUCGUUGACGAGGUUGUUGACCUUUGCUCCUAAGGUCUUGGGUUUUGGCAGGCGGUAGUUUUCUUUUAUGGUUAAUUAUUUAAUUUUUGAAAAAAAAA
Messenger RNA from Dendrobium catenatum, 983 nucleotides. RefSeq names its product glycosyltransferase BC10. Gene Ontology annotation, cellular component: membrane. Lineage: Eukaryota; Viridiplantae; Streptophyta; Magnoliopsida; Asparagales; Orchidaceae. The record is from RefSeq and is a predicted model, not a curated record. Gene Ontology annotation, molecular function: glycosyltransferase activity.